GGCUCAUGAUUUCAUAUGAGGCAAAUUACACUGAUACUGAUCCAGUUUAGUAUCUUACCGGUGUGACUUGCCCGACAUAAAACCAUCGUUACCAUCGUUAUGUCGGUAUGGCACACCUUCCACAGAAACAGCAUUGUUUAUACACCUUUAGGUACACGCAUAUUUAUUACUUAUUGACAACAGUUAAUUAAAAUUUAUUAGCUAUGAACUUUGUUGCACCUUCACUACCAAAUACCCCCCAAAACAUAGGCAUUAUUUAAAUAUUUUGUAUACCUAUAUUUUAAGUGAUUAUAAUCUUAAUAAUAGGACUAAUUACUAUAAUAGGUAGGUACAUCAUAGCGUUUUGUGUUAAGAUUGGAUUUUUUUGUUUAAAAUACUUAGUUCACAAUUUCGUACAAGGCCUCUUUUGUAUCUAAAUUCCUGGACUUAAAAUUAUUGUUAAUCAGACUCAAUCAACUAUUUUUAAGUGAAGUAGCUGUAUAACACUGUAUUAGUUUACAUUUGUUGUCUGUAGUUUUAAUAUUAUUUCUCUAAAAAUUAAAUAGGAGGAAUAGGUUAGGAAUAUACUACCCAUUUCCAAAACAUAUGUUAUUAUUAAAUGAUAAAUUAUACUUGAUAGGCAAUGGUGGGUAUUUAUAGGUAAGUACUUAUACCUAGCUCACAAAUAAUAGAAUAAUAAAUGUUGUAAGUUAUUUCGAGAGUUCUUUUGUUAAUUAUAUAACUAUAUACUAUGCUUUUUUUUGUCUAAGUAUUCAUAAUUUCUAGUUAUUCAUUGUUCAAUUAUUGUUUUUCACUACUUACCUAAAAAUGAUGCAUUGUUUUGAGUUUAUUUACUGUAGGUACCUAUUCUUAUUGUUUCUGUAGUUUUUUAAUUAGACUAUUAGGUACCUACCUAUUUAUAAUAACUAAUAACUAUUUUAUUAUUGUAUUUUUUUGAUAAGUAAUAAUUAGUUGAACAAAAUUUGCAAUUUAGAACCUUAGAAUUUUAUUGUUAACUAUUAUUAAAAACAUUGUUAUAAAAUAGGUUUAUAAAAAAAAUGUAUAAACAUCUGAGUGCUCGUUCCAAAAGGAGAAAAAUUAAAGAGGAGGUAGAAGCUUUUAUUCCAGAUACUGCUCCAGAACCCUACAGUUGUUUAAGUAUAUAAUUUAGGUUAUCAUAUUAUAAUUAAUAAUAAUAUGUAGGUAUUUUUGGAUUCAUUUUUGUUUAUUUUUCACUAUUUUUACUUAGAUAUUUCAUCAUCAGAUUUAGAAUCUCAGCCAGUAGGUAGUAGUUUGGUUAGAGACAUGCCAAUAACAAACAGUUUUAAUCAUGAAGUCGAAUGUGCAGAAAAAAGACAACACACGUUUAGUUCGGAUAUUGAACAAAAUACUAUUAGGCCUGAGAUACUUGAUGAACAACGACAGUAUUCAAAUGUAUCAAAUGAUGACAUAGAGAUAAAUAGUUAUUCAUUUGAGUCAGAAUUAGCACAGUGGGCUUUACAUUUCAAGAUAACACAUACUGCACUCAAUGGAAUUUUAACCAUUUUAAAAAAACAUGAAUGUUUUUCUUGUUUACCUAAAGACGCUAGAACAUUGUUAAAAACAAAGUCUGUCGAAUGCAAUAGUAUUAAAAAAGUCAAUCCGGGUACAUACUAUCAUUUUGGUAUUGAAAACGGUAUUAUACGCCAUUUUCUUGAUAGUAUUUCAAAUGAAGAAAUAAAAUUAGUAGUAGGUAUUGAUGGAUUACCUAUUUCUAAGAGCAGUUCCACUCAAUUUUGGCCUAUAUUGGCAUACAUACGAUCAAUUUCCAAUCAUGUUUUUCCUAUUGGAGUUUAUUGUGGAACACAAAAACCUAAUGACAGCAAUGAUUAUCUAAAAGACUUUGUCAUUGAAGCUGAACAAUUAAUUUUAAAUGGUAUUUUCAUCAACGGAAAGUUUUACAAAGUUGUGCUGGAUGUUGUUUGUUGUGAUGUUCCAGCAAAAUCAUUUGUUUUAAAAAUUAAAGGACAUAAUGGAUUUUAUUCGUGUACACGUUGCAAAAUUGAAGGGGAAUAUAUUGAAAAGCGGUUGUGCUUUCCUUAUUCUGAACCAUCUAACCGACCACCUGAAAGGACACAUCAUGAUUAUGUUCAACGAACUCAAAUUAGUCAUCAUGUGUAUUCUAAUAAUUCAUGUUUGGUAGAAAUACCCAGAUUUGAUAUUGUUAAAGGUUUUUCGUUAGAUUAUAUGCACUUGGUCUGCUUGGGUGUAGUCAAAAAACUUCUAAUGUUAUGGAUGAAAGGCCCCUUAAGUGUUCGUUUGCCAUCAUGGAAAAUUAAUCAACUAUCAGAACUAAUAGUAAAUUUAAAACCAGCUUUUGUAUGCGAGUUUUCCAGAAAACCUAGAACAUUAAUUGAAGUAGCUCGUUGGAAAGCAACUGAGUUUAGGUCUUUUUUAUUAUAUAUUGGACCAAUAGUAUUGGAUAAAGUGUUGAGUGAUCACUGUUUUAAAAACUUUAAAGCUUUAAGUGUAGCUAUGACUAUACUUUUAACACCAGGUCUUAGUGAAUUUGUCCAAUAUGCACGAGAUCUUUUGGAAUAUUUUGUAAAAUCGUUUGAACAAAUUUAUGGACAACACUUGGUAUCUAGUAAUAUUCAUGGCUUAAUCCAUUUAGUUGAUGAUUAUCAAAGAUAUGGACCAUUAGAUUUAUGCUGUGCAUUUCCAUUUGAAAACUACAUGAAGGUUCUAAAGACAAUGCUGAGAAAGCCAGACAAGCCCUUACAACAAAUUGUAAAAAGAUAUCAUGAAAGAAGUAAUUUAGUUAUGCAACCUACUAAAACAAAACCAAAAACCUAUAUUAUUUUAGGGUCUCAUAAUAGAGGGCCUUUGGUAGAUAAUAUAACAAUUAAUCCACAAUAUAGUACAUUAGUAAAAGACAACUUCAAGAUUAAAAGUAAAAUUGAUGCAGAGUCAUAUUUUUGUACCAAUAAUAAUGAUAUUAUCAAGUUAGUCAAUAUCGCUCAUUUAAAAGAAACUGGAGAAGCUGUUUUAAUAGGAAAGAAAUUUAUUCAAAAAAAAGAUUUUUACAAUCAACCAAUUCGGUCAUCGCUCCUGAAUAUAUAUGAAGUACAACAAUUAUCGGAUGAUUUUGAUUACUGGCACAUAAGUGAUAUUAAAAACAAGGUUUUGAUAUUUCCGAGGAACAGCAACCUUAUAGCUAUUCCUUUACUACACACAGUAUUAUAAUUAUAAAAUUUAUUAUUAUUAUUUUUUUUUUUUAUGUUAACUUGUAUAGGUAAUUAUAUAAUUAUGUAUGAUAUUUUGCAAAUGAUAUUGGUAUAACUUUAUACCAAUCGUUAAAGUAAACUUCAUUUAAUAAAUUGGACGAUAUAAAUCUUAUACAAUAAAAUUGAUUCAGCUAGUUUACCUAUAAAAAUGUAUUUUUAUUAAAUGACAUUUUUUUGUUUAAUCACUGGAACAUAAAAGUUCAAACAAUAGUAAUUAAGUUUUAAAAAAAUUAACUAUUAAUAUAUUAUAAUCAUUAGAAAACAUCUGCAAUUAAAUAGUGUGUAUUAUGGGGAAAAUGUUCAUCCAAAAUUAAAUUAUUCCAACUAGAAAUAAUAAUGGUAAUAAUAGCUAUAUAUUAUAUUAUAUAAACAAUACUAAGUAAGUACUAUCAACAUUUGUAUAUCAUGUAAAAGAAAGAACUGAAAGAUGAUUAUUUUAUUGACUAUGACAAUAUUAUGUAAUAACUUUUAUUCCUAUCAAUUUAAAAAAAUAUUCUGAUUAGAAAAAACAUUAUUAUAUUAAUUUUCAGUUAUUUAUGUAGCACGCUGUAAUACGUACAUAUGUAUAAAAAGCAUAUUAAAAUUGUUUAUUAAUUAAAAUUUUCUUUUAGUUUAAU
Molecule: messenger RNA, 3862 nt
Organism: Myzus persicae (green peach aphid)
Lineage: Eukaryota; Metazoa; Arthropoda; Insecta; Hemiptera; Aphididae
Exons: 1
Coding region: 1285-3204 (639 amino acids)
Source: RefSeq, a predicted model, not a curated record